GGAAUUGCGUCACUGUCUAGCGCCGGAAGUGACUGUCGUGCCCCGAUGGGUGGUGAGGACCUGACAGGUCUGGGCCGGCUCUUGAGAAGUAUCGAACGGAACAUGUGUUAGCUGUUUACCGGCCCCGGGGACCAUGGCUGUGUUUCACGACGAAGUGGAGAUCGAGGACUUCCAAUAUGAUGAGGACUCAGAAACGUACUUCUACCCCUGCCCGUGUGGCGAUAACUUCUCCAUCACUAAGGAAGAUCUGGAGAAUGGGGAAGACGUGGCAACGUGCCCUAGCUGCUCUCUGAUUAUCAGAGUGAUUUAUGACAAAGAUCAGUUCAUGUGUGGAGAAACAAUCCCAGCCCCAUCAACCAGCAAAGAAUUAGUGAAGUGCUAACGAAGCCUGCGAGAGAGCGAGUCUCCGGCAGCUGGGCCUGAGCCGAGGAAACGCCCAGCGCAGUUUCUGGCUCCUUGUUAGGGCCAAGCAGGAGUCGUGGGCCUUCCUCUGCGUUUCGAAUAAAGAGGCGAGUCUACACCAUGACACGCCUGGAUUUCAUGCUUAGAGCUGUGAAGUGCAAGUGUUCUUAAUUACCUGUCAGGAUGCCAAGGAAGAUCAUCUCAGAGCAGUGCUUUCUCUGGCUCCAUUUUAUCAUUUUUCUGUCUUAAGCCUUAGUUCAGUAUCUGACAGCAACAUCAGCUACCUCAUUCAUUAGCAUUCCCUACUAAGCAAGGGGUAACAUUUGUGACGUGGCUGUCAAGAGGAUCAGGCCCUUUUUUUGAGCUUUGACAUCACCUCUGCUUCUCUGUCUAAACUGACGAAAAUGCAUUGUCCGCACGCUGGGUCACACGUCUGACCUGUCUCCUCCUGGGUGUCGUCACCAUGACCACACUCUGCGCAAUGUGCAGUUUGUGUGGCACUUUUGCACAGUGUGUUCAGAAUUUCUCUAGGACAAAGAAAAGUCCACAGUGAAAAGUCAGCUUAGGCUUCCAUGUCCCUUGAAAGCAGGACAAGUUAAAAACAGCCAAAGGGCAAGAAAUUGGUCACCUAAUGAGAGAAGCAGAACAUGCAAGGUUGGGAAUGAAAUGCUUGAGCACUUCUGCUUCUGUUUGUUUGUCUUUUGUUUGUUUGUUUGUUUAGAUAAUGCUAAUGAAAUUGCUUCCCAGAUGAGGGUUAAUGUCAAACUUUCAUGGCUGGUGGCGGUGAUUUCAGUAUGUCACAUAUCAUGUCGUUGCUCCUGAAAGGGAGAGCAUGACAACAGAGAAGGGUUGGAAACGGCAGGCCUGGCAUGGCUCAGUAGGCUCACCAGGCACGUCUCGUUGGCCUGUAUUACACGCACAUCUCCAGGGAAAUGCUGCGGAAGGAAAAGAACUAUGUAAAGAUGAGAGGUCAGUCUCGUCUUUGCUGUAGUUCUGAGAGUAACAAGAAAUUAGAACCACUCAGAUGGAAAUUUGAAAAUUCCCUUGAUAGGCAACUUUGCUGUGUGAAUAACAGUUUUCAGAAAGCUCUGGCAGGUCGUUUUUGGAAUGGUUCCUGCAACUGAAACAGUCUGCUGGAAAGUGAGUGCUGUGUUAGUGGUUGGCAGACGUUCGGCGCACACGCAUGGGGUGGCCAGCUUGCGCCUGGCAGUAGUGUGGCUGUGUGUGGCCAGCAGGCUGAGGCUUACUAAGGUGCUGACACUUGUGUGCUGUGUUUGUCACAGUGUGGCGUGCUCUCGGUGUGUUGAGAGAGUGCAUUACUCCUCAGGACAUUGGUGCCCCAGAAGUAACCCACGCUGCUUUGCAGACUGAAAGUGACGCCCAGAUGAGCAGAGCCAGGAAUGUGUGUUCUCUGGUGGGAAUGGUCUGCCAAGAGACAUGAGCUGUGUUGUGCUCACGUUGCUGAUUUUGUAGGCACUGUUAACAUGAUGUUACUUCUGCUGAUGAAUUUCAGCUUAUAGCUCUUAUGAACAUGUAGGGACAGAAGGAAAAGUGCCCGUGUCCAUUCAUCCCAGGAAGAGAGGGACUGCACUGAUAGUGUGAGCCCAGUGCAGCGUGGGAACGGCCUCAUUUCUGAUGCAGCUGGAACACCGUACACCUCAGGAAUUACUCCUGUGUGAAGCAGAAGGCUACGUUCUAGUGCGGCUGGAGUUCUCGUGUGUGUGUGCAUGUGCGUGCGCGCAUGUGUGUGCAUGUGCACGUGUGCACGGCCAUGCUUGUGCUGGCUUAGCUCAAAAGACAUUUCUGGAGCACCACUGAGAAGUCGUGUGCGACUGGACCGGGUCAUUGCUCAGUGGUCAGUUCUCUUGUUUCAGGCUUGGCAACUUGCAGAAACCAAAAUGGCAAUUGAGACCUUUUAAAACUAGUAAAUCAUGAAUUACAGAAAAAGGAACUCUAUUCUUCAGAAAAUUGGUAUUACCACACUUUUCAGUGUAAAUUUAUAGACUCGAGAAUGUAAAAGAUUUUAUGUACAAAUCUGUGUACGCAUUGAAAAGCAUUUUUCUUGGAAGGCACCCAACCCACGUCAUAAUUGUACAUUGUGUUAAUUUCUUAUCAGAAUAAAUUAUAUUGGCCUAUUAAAUAAAGUCAGAUAAUUCAAAUUCA
This is a messenger RNA of Ochotona curzoniae (black-lipped pika), 2565 nucleotides long. It is a transcript of the gene DPH3, whose product is annotated as diphthamide biosynthesis 3. The transcript is spliced from 3 exons. Lineage: Eukaryota; Metazoa; Chordata; Mammalia; Lagomorpha; Ochotonidae. The record is from RefSeq and is a predicted model, not a curated record. The coding region runs from base 134 to 382 and encodes 82 amino acids. Gene Ontology annotation, molecular function: metal ion binding. Gene Ontology annotation, biological process: protein histidyl modification to diphthamide.